GGUGAAUGAACUUGAUAAAUUAUAUAUUAAAUAGCAAGAAAAUGAACGCACGUAGGGCGAAAAAACAGAAGUCAACCGAUGGCGACUUUAAGGUUCCCCUAGCUCCUUCUCACAGGUAUAAUCGAGCUCCUUAUGGUGCCUGAGGGCGCCGAUGCUUUGGACACUGCAAUACUUGAAAAUUCAGCAAAACCAUUAUGAAUUCUGAUCUUUCUUAUCAAGAAUUAAUGGAUCUAGAGUUUGAAAAAAUGUUUGGAUACAAUUUUUCUACGGUGAACCCCCUUCCAGAAGAUGAAGGAAUCAACCUUCUUGAAGAUAAGACCCCUGACAUUGUUGAUAUUGAUUACUCAAGCCUAGACUUUGAGCAUAUUGAGGUUUCAUUACCAGUAAUUUCUAAAAAUGUCGAGUUCGAGCCAGAAAAUAAGAUAAAAAGUUUAUCAGAACUUUCUUCUAUUGACGAUACUGAUGCCGAUAGUACAUCUCCACAGACAAGAAUUCAAGUUACUUCACCCAAACAAAAACAGAAUUCUAGAAAGAGAAAAAGGAGGGUUGGAAAUACAGAGGGUAUCUCCUCUAACAAUCCUCCUAGCGCUACAAAAAUGUUCAUUAAUAGCUCUGGAGAGCCUUCUAUAGCUCUCAGAACCAGAGCUGGUUCGAGAAGAAGAGCUUAACCCCGACUUCACUAACUUUCUAAUCCAAAUUUUCUCCUAUACUAGUAUUAUGCAUGUUU
Molecule: messenger RNA, 727 nt
Organism: Moneuplotes crassus
Lineage: Eukaryota; Ciliophora; Spirotrichea; Euplotida; Euplotidae
Source: the annotation of a GenBank genome assembly